Naegleria gruberi is the source of this 561-nucleotide messenger RNA. RefSeq lists its product as uncharacterized. Lineage: Eukaryota; Heterolobosea; Eutetramitea; Acrasida; Naegleriidae. Bases 1 to 561 code for a protein of 186 amino acids. The record is from RefSeq and is a predicted model, not a curated record. The transcript has a single exon.
AUGAAACUUGCUCUCUUCCUCAUCUCUCUUGCUCUCUGUGUCCUCUCAGUUAGCUGUGCUUUCCGUACUCAAUACAUGUACCAAGGUACUGGUUGUCCAAGUGAAGCUUUCUACGUUUCCACUCGUGAUUUGACCACAACUUGUAAUGCCACAACAUGUGCUCCAUAUAACAAUGAAGAAAAUGUUUUGAGUAUUAAAUGGGAAUGUCCAACUGGUUUCCCAACUCCAGUUUCAAAGAGUGGUGAAAUUUACAUUUCCACAUUCGAUGAUGCCUCUUGCUCUGCCACCAGUAAGAAUAGAUAUGAAGUUUACAAGACUAAUGUCUGUAUCAAGAGUAGCGUUAUUUUUGGACCUUCUUAUAAUUCUGGUAAAUAUAUUGGAUGUGAAAAGUUUAUCUUGUACACUGAUGAUGCUUGUAAAACUGAAGGUUCUACCAAUUCUUUGACAAUGAAUACUUGUGGAACUGAUAAGAAGAUUUACAAGUGUGGUUCUGCUAGUGGAUUGAGUGUUUCCAUGAUGGUUAUGCUUUUGGUAGCAAUUUUGGGAAUGUUCUCUUUCUAA